GGAGCUUCAGCAGCAGCCACGCGGCUCGCUCCCCCGCCGAUCGGUGGCCGAUGGCUGCGGCCUCCUCCGCGGCCGCCUCGGGCCCCGCCCGGAACCUGCUGCAGUUCCUGCGGCUGGUGGGGCAGCUCAAGAGAGUCCCACGGACUGGCUGGGUGUACAGAAAUGUCGAGAGGCCAGAGAGCGUAUCAGAUCACAUGUACAGGAUGGCAGUUAUGGCGCUGGUGACCAAAGAUGAUCAUCUGAACAAAGACAGAUGUGUACGCCUAGCCCUGGUUCACGAUAUGGCAGAGUGCAUCGUUGGGGACAUAGCACCAGCAGAUAACAUCCCCAAAGAAGAAAAACAUAGGCGAGAAGAGGAAGCUAUGAAGCGGCUAACCCAGCUUCUCUCAAAGGAUCUCGGAAAGGAGCUCUAUGAACUCUGGGAAGAGUAUGAGACCCAAUCUAGCGCAGAGGCCAAGUUUGUGAAGCAGCUGGACCAAUGUGAGAUGAUUCUGCAGGCAUCUGAGUAUGAAGACCUGGAGAACAAACCUGGGAGACUGCAGGACUUCUAUGACUCCACAGCAGUUUCCAGAGUGGGGAGCCAAGUUUCCUGGAUUAGUGAUGGCUGGUGUGACGCCCGGUGUUCCUGUCUCUCACUGGAGUAACUCCACCUCUCGCUGGGAGCGCUUCAGGCUCAGCCAGCCCCGACCUGAGAGUAGUUCGGGAGAGCCUUCUGGGACCUCGCAGGACCCUCCUGUGGCCCCACCAAGGAGAUGAGGCUCCCAGAUCGCAGACGAUUGCAUUGAAAUGAAGUUGAUUGGAUUUUCCUUCUCUCUUCCAGCCCGCUAGGUCUGCGCUAGGCCUGGCCCUCAUUAUUUCUGUAUUGGGCCGUUGUUAUGACCGCCUAACUGAGCCGGCUGGGCUCGCCAUUCAUCCUGAGGGUUUGCUUUUUUAACUGUGGCUUUCCUCUUCCUCAAAAAUAAAAUCCUGACACUUUUGAGCAGCCUAAA
This is a messenger RNA of Myotis myotis, 989 nucleotides long. It is a transcript of the gene HDDC2, whose product is annotated as HD domain containing 2. The coding region runs from base 51 to 644 and encodes 197 amino acids. The record is from RefSeq and is a predicted model, not a curated record. The transcript has 6 exons. NCBI's taxonomy places the organism in Eukaryota, Metazoa, Chordata, Mammalia, Chiroptera, Vespertilionidae. Gene Ontology annotation, cellular component: cytoplasm. Gene Ontology annotation, molecular function: 5'-deoxynucleotidase activity.